AUGCCUCUCACUCCUCUCCGCCCCGGCGUCUAUGCGCCGACAAUGACUUUCUUCGAUGCCCAGACCGAAGAAUUGGACAUUGCCGCCAUUCGUCGUCAUGCUGUCCGUCUAGCCAAGGCUGGCCUGGUUGGUCUCGUCACCAUGGGCUCAAACGGCGAGGCAGUGCACCUCACCCGUGAGGAGCGCAAGACCGUCACCCGCGAGACUCGUUCCGCUCUCGACGAGGCCGGGUUCUCCAACGUCCCCGUCAUCGCCGGUGCCAGUGAGAACAGCAUCCGCGGCACCAUCGAUCUGUGCAAGGAGGUGGCCGAGUCUGGUGGCGAGUACGUCCUGAUCGUGCCCCCCAGCUACUACCGCGCCGCUGUCGGCAACGACGAGACUCUGUACGAGUACUUCACUGCCGUCGCCGAUGGCUCUCCUAUCCCUAUCAUCCUGUACAACUACCCUGGCGCCGUCGCCGGAAUCGACAUGGACUCCGACCUCAUCAUCCGCAUCUCCGAACACCCCAACAUUGUCGGCACCAAGUUCACCUGUGCCAACACCGGUAAGCUGACUCGUGUCGCUACCGCCCUCGGUGCCAUCACUCCUCCUUCUCCUCUGGCUCCUGCUCAGCGCACCGCCACUAUCUCGAAGCCAGACGCCAAGCACCCCUACGUUGCCUUUGGCGGUAUUGCCGAUUUCAGUCUCCAGACCCUCGUCUCCGGUGGCUCUGCCAUUCUCGCCGGUGGCGCCAACGUCCUCCCCCGUCUUUGCGUGCGCAUCUUCACUCUCUGGUCUGAGGGCCGUCUCACCGAGGCCAUGGAGGCUCAGCAGCAGCUCAGUGCUGCCGAUUGGGUCCUGACCAAGGCUGCUAUCCCCGGUACUAAGGGUGCUAUCCAGUCUUACUACGGAUAUGGUGGAUUCCCUCGUCGUCCUCUCAGCCGUCUUACGGACGCUCAGUAUCAGACUAUUGCCGACAAAAUCAAGCCCGCGAUGGAUGUGGAGGCAACUCUCCCUGAUGUGGCCUAG
Messenger RNA from Penicillium olsonii, 1008 nucleotides. NCBI's taxonomy places the organism in Eukaryota, Fungi, Ascomycota, Eurotiomycetes, Eurotiales, Aspergillaceae. The record is from the annotation of a GenBank genome assembly.